This is a messenger RNA of Westerdykella ornata, 1458 nucleotides long. Its product is annotated as lipoic acid synthetase precursor. The transcript is spliced from 2 exons. Gene Ontology annotation, molecular function: lipoate synthase activity; 4 iron, 4 sulfur cluster binding. Gene Ontology annotation, biological process: lipoate biosynthetic process. The record is from RefSeq and is a predicted model, not a curated record. Gene Ontology annotation, cellular component: mitochondrion. The coding region runs from base 34 to 1272 and encodes 412 amino acids. Lineage: Eukaryota; Fungi; Ascomycota; Dothideomycetes; Pleosporales; Sporormiaceae.
UUGCAAAUAGCGCUUUUCCUUCAUCUGGCUGUUAUGGCGGCCUCAAUACCUCGUGGAAGAUGUCUCCUGGCAUCCUCAUCUUGUCGUUCUACCCAACGGAGCGUUAGAUCCUCCCCACGAUGUGUGCGGCAGUUUGCCUCCACAGUCGAUGCGCCCUCUACUACAUCUUCUCAAUCAUCUCGACCACGCACUGCUUUCCAAGAUAAACUGAAUGCAGGACCUUCAUUCUCCGAUUUUGUUUCGCCAAACGCGCCUCUACCACCUUCGGAAGCGUACGAAAUCCGCACGGCGAAAGUUGGCAAGAAGACCAUCACCAGAUUGCCUUCGUGGCUAAAGACGCCCAUACCCAAUAACAACAACUACAAGAAGAUCAAAAAUGAUUUACGCGGUCUAAAUCUGCACACCGUGUGUGAAGAGGCGCGAUGUCCCAACAUUUCCGAUUGCUGGGGUGGAAGUUCAAAGAGUGCCGCCACGGCUACCAUCAUGCUCAUGGGCGAUACUUGUACCCGAGGAUGUCGGUUUUGUUCAGUGAAGACAUCGAAGACACCGCCGCCCUUGGAUCCCCACGAGCCGGAAAAUACAGCUGAAGCGCUGCGGAGGUGGGGUUUAGGCUACGUGGUUCUUACAUCGGUGGACCGCGACGAUUUGGCGGACGGAGGAGCACACCACUUUGCGGAGACCAUCAUGAAAAUCAAGCAGAAGGCGCCGACAAUGCUUGUGGAGGCAUUGACCGGGGAUUAUGCCGGCGAUAAGGAAAUGGUCAAACUUGUUGCAACGAGUGGACUGGACGUGUAUGCGCACAAUAUCGAGACGGUGGAGGAACUGACGCCAUUUGUUCGUGAUCGAAGGGCGAAGUUCCGACAGAGUUUGGAGGUUUUGAAGACAGCAAAGGAGGCUAAGCCUUCCCUGAUUACCAAGACAAGUAUCAUGUUGGGCCUUGGGGAGACUGAGGAACAGAUAUGGCACGCAUUGAAGGAAUUGAGGAAGAAUGACGUUGACGUCGUAACAUUCGGACAGUAUAUGCGACCGACCAAGCGACAUAUGCCAGUCCAUUCUUAUGUCACACCCGACCAGUUCGAGCUGUGGCGACAGCGGGCCCUUGACCUGGGAUUCCUCUACUGUGCGUCAGGGCCACUCGUCCGGUCAAGUUAUAAAGCAGGGGAGGCGUUCAUUGAGAAUGUGCUGAAGAAGAGAGCGGCCCAGCGGAGCGAGCUUGCCGGAGAUCAGCCUGCAGAAGCUCAGCCCGUCAAAGAUGCGGAGAUAACGGCAUGAGCCGAGUGGAGGAAAUUUUUGUUUGUGUAUGAUAGCAGUUGUACAACUGGGGUAUACAGGUCGGCCUCAGGGGGUAUAAACGACUAAUGAUUCACCAUCUAGGGUAUUUCCUCAACGGAUACCCAUUUCCACGCUCACCGCUGCACCUUCAAGACACGUCUUCGCUGCCUUCCCAACCUCUCUCGU